Zingiber officinale is the source of this 1576-nucleotide messenger RNA. Its product is annotated as pentatricopeptide repeat-containing protein At4g36680, mitochondrial-like. The coding region runs from base 56 to 1279 and encodes 407 amino acids. NCBI's taxonomy places the organism in Eukaryota, Viridiplantae, Streptophyta, Magnoliopsida, Zingiberales, Zingiberaceae. The transcript has a single exon. The record is from RefSeq and is a predicted model, not a curated record. Gene Ontology annotation, molecular function: protein binding.
GCUGAGAUCAGAAACCCUAAACCCCGCCGAUUCUUCCUGGUCUCCGUCUCUUCCGAUGGCCUUCUUCCUCUUCGCCUCGCGCCGCCACUUGUCCCUCUUCUGCCAUCUCCGUCGCGGCCUCUCCACAGCUGAGAAUGCAUCGGGUUCCGCUGGAAUAUCCGCCGCCGUCGCCAAGUUUCGCCUCCAGAAGGAAUUCGACCCCGACCGCGCUGUCUCCAUUCUGUCCGCCAUCGACGCCAAAUCCUCCUCGGUAACCACCUCUCGCUACGCCUUGGAGCUCGCCGUCCGCCGGCUCGCACGCACCCGCCGCUUCUCUGACGUCGAAGCCCUUAUCGAAUCCCGCAAGUCCGAGGCUACCUCCCUCACGGAGCCUUACGUCGCUUCUUUAAUCCUCUCCUACGGAACCACCGGCAUGCUCGACCACGCCAUGCGCACCUUUGACGAGGUGCCGACGCUCACUUCUGCUCCCCGUUCGGUUCUGUCCUUCAACGCGCUCCUCUCGGCCUUCAUUCGCGCAAAGAAGCCAUUUCGAGUGAUAAAUCUUUUCUCCGAGCUUUUGGAGGAGCACUCCAUCACGCCCGAUUGCUUCUCCUAUGGCAUCCUCAUUAAAUCUCUCUGCCUCACCGGCAAGGUCACCAAGGCCUUGGAGACGUUGCAAGAGAUGGUGGAGGUGAAGCAACUCGAGCCGACACUCAUCAUCUACACCACACUUAUCGAUUCUCUGUACAAGACAGGGAAGCAGGAGGAGGCGGAGGAGAUGUGGAAGAAGAUGAUUGAGAAGGGUUGUGUGCCUGAUCAUGCUGCUUACAAUGUGAGAGUUAUGCAUAGAGCGCUAAACGGGAAGCCAGAGGAAGUCCUUGAGCUGAUUAAGGAGAUGGAGGCUGCCGGCCUCGGCCCCGAUCGCAUCACCUAUACUUAUCUCAUUACCUGCCACUUCAACGCAGGUCAACACGAAGAUGCCAUACAGGUAUACAGGGGACUAAGGAAGAAAGGUCCAAGACCGAAUGCGAAGAUGUUUAAGAUUUUGCUCACACAUUUGUGCGAGCAUGAGGAUUUCGACACUGGGUUUGCAGUGUUCAAAGAUAGCUUGAGGUUUAAUAAAGUCCCGGACUUUGAGACAGUGAAGCUCUUGGUGAGUGGUCUGGUUAAGGUAGACAAGGUGCAGGCAGCCAAGGAAGUAAUCGAUAAGGUGAAGAAGCGUUUCCCUGAAAAUUUGGUUCAGGGAUGGAAGAAGGUGGAACAGGAGCUUGGAUUGAAUGAAGAAGCAGAUGCUGCUUAACAAUCCUUUGUCAGAUGGUGCUGUUGGUUAUUGGGUUCCAUGGAGUUUGUCCAUUGAAGUAUUCUGUGCCAAGGAUAGACAUAGAAUCGAGCAUGGAAACUGCCUUCGAGUCUUUCAUUUUCAUCAGACUUAGAUUUGCUUUAAUAGAUUAUGUUGGUCUAUUAGACCAGAUGCGCUAAACUGUACCUUGGUCUAUCAAUAGAUUAUGUUGCUUUAAUUUGAAGCAGCAUAGAGGUGGACUUGUUUGUUUAAUCACUUGUUUUUACGUGUACUCAAUUUUUGAUGUAGAUGUUCUUA